This is a messenger RNA of Phacochoerus africanus (Common warthog), 1008 nucleotides long. RefSeq names its product taste 2 receptor member 38 (gene TAS2R38). Gene Ontology annotation, molecular function: bitter taste receptor activity; G protein-coupled receptor activity. The transcript has a single exon. Lineage: Eukaryota; Metazoa; Chordata; Mammalia; Artiodactyla; Suidae. Gene Ontology annotation, cellular component: membrane. Bases 1 to 1008 code for a protein of 335 amino acids. The record is from RefSeq and is a predicted model, not a curated record. Gene Ontology annotation, biological process: G protein-coupled receptor signaling pathway; sensory perception of taste; detection of chemical stimulus involved in sensory perception of bitter taste.
AUGGUGCCUCUGACUCCCGUCAUAACCGUUUCCUGUGAAAUGAAGAACGCAUUUCUGUUCUUUUCGGUCCUGGAGUUUGCAGUAGGGAUCUUAGUCAAUGCCUUCAUUGUCUCGGUGAAUUUCUGGGACGUGGUGAGGAGGCAGCCACUGAGCAACUGUGACCUUGUCCUGCUGAGCCUCAGCCUCACGCGGCUGUUCCUGCACGGGGUGCUCUUUCUGGAUGCCGUCCAGCUCACCCACUUCCAGAGGAUGAAGGACCCACUGAGUCUCAGCUACCAAACCACCAUCAUGCUCUGGAUGAUCAUAAAUCAAGCUGGCCUGUGGUUCACCACCUGCCUUAGUCUCUUCUACUGCUCCAAGAUUGUCCGUUUCUCUCGCACCUUCCUGCUCUGCUUGGCCAGCUGGAUCUCCAGGAAGACACCCCGGAUGCUCUUGGGUGCCGUUCUUUUCUCCUGCCUCUGCACUCUUCUUUGCUUAUGGGACUUUUUUAGUAGCUCUCACUUCUCAGUCACAACUAGGUUAUCAAUGAAUAACAAUACGGAGCUCAAUUUGAAAACUGCAAACCUCCGUUUCUCUCGUUCCUUCCUCUUCUGCAGCCUGGGGUCCAUCCCUCCUUUCUUGCUUUUUCUGGUUUCUUCCGGGCUGCUGAUUGCCUCCCUGGCGAGGCACAUGACGACAAGGAGGGCCCAAACCAGGGACUCUCGGGAUCCCAGCCUGGAGGCCCAUUUGAAAGCGCUCAGAACUCUCGUCUCCUUUUUCUGCCUGUACAUGGUGUCCUUCUGUGCCGCCGUAAUCUCGGUGCCUUUACUGAUGCUCUGGCACAACAAGAUUGGGGUAAUGGUCUGUGUAGGGAUACUGGCAGCCUGUCCCUCGGGACAUGCAGUCAUCCUGAUUGCCGGCAAUGCCAAGCUGAGGAGAGCAGUGGAGACCCUUCUCCUCUGGGCUCAGAGAAGCCUGAGGCUAAGGGUGGACCGCAAGGCAGAUCCCAGGACACCAGAUCUGAGCUGA